GCCACUCGCCACCAUCUCCACCGCCUCCUCUCGACGCGCAUCCCCUCCCAUACCCAUGGCCACUGACCGUCUCCUCCACCUUCUCCGAGCGCCGACAGGCUCUCCGGCUGCCGCCACCACCCGCGCGGCUGGUUGGGGUCGUCCACGGACACAGCGCGUCGACGUCUGGCAGGUUGCUGCGGGGAUUCGCCGCGCGUCCGUGUCCUGCUCGAGCACUAGCUCUGGCGGGCAGGGGGGAUUAACAUAUAAGGAUGCCGGCGUGGACAUAGACGCCGGCGCCGAGCUCGUGCGCCGCAUCGCCAGGAUGGCACCCGGGAUUGGCGGCUUCGGCGGUCUCUUCCCCUACAAUGACGAUUAUCUUGUUGCUAGCACCGAUGGGGUGGGGACAAAGCUGAAGCUUGCUUUCGAAACUGGUAUUCAUGAUACAAUCGGCAUUGACCUGGUGGCAAUGAGCGUCAAUGACAUUGUAACUCUAGGUGCAAAACCAUUGUUCUUCCUAGAUUACUAUGCAACGAGCAAGCUUGAUGUUGAUCUUGCAGAGAAGGUUAUCAAGGGGAUUAGGGAUGGGUGCGAACAAUCAGAUUGUGCUCUCCUAGGAGGGGAGACAGCAGAAAUGCCUGGUUUCUAUGCAGAGGGUGAAUAUGAUCUAAGUGGUUUUGCUGUGGGUGUUGUGAAGAAGGAUAAAGUCAUUGAUGGAAAAAACAUUGUUAAGGGAGAUGUGCUUAUAGGUCUUCCUUCCAGUGGUGUUCAUUCUAACGGGUUCUCUCUUGUUAGAAGAGUACUGGAGAAAAGUGGACUUUCUUUGGAUGAUCAGCUCCCAAGAAAUGAUGGCAUAACAACUACGGUUGGUGAAGCUCUAAUGGCACCAACCUUCAUCUAUGUUAAGCAGGUGCUUGAGAUUAUUAGCAAAGGUGGUGUGAAAGGACUAGCCCACAUCACUGGUGGUGGCUUUACUGACAAUAUCCCAAGAGUAUUCCCCUCCGGAUGCGGGGCAAAAAUUUUUACUGGGUCAUGGGAAAUACCUCCAAUCUUCAGUUGCCUUCAACAGGCUGGAAACAUUGAUGACGCAGAGAUGCGGCGAACAUUCAAUAUGGGCAUUGGAAUGGUUCUUGUGGUAAGUCGAGAGUCAGCAGACAGAAUUAUUGAAGACACCCAUGGAUCCAAUCCUGCUUAUCGCAUUGGAGAGGUGAUUGAGGGUGAUGGGGUUCAGUAUGUCUGACCUCGUAUGCCUUUUAUAGUGGCUUGAGACUUGUUGGUCUGCUCUGCAAAGCAGCAGAGUUUAUGUAACAACAUAAUCUUGUGGUGUUAAGUUCUGCACCACUACUCCCGCUAGAAAGUGAAGGGUAACCAAAUAAUUAUUUGAUUG
Messenger RNA from Zea mays, 1366 nucleotides. RefSeq names its product phosphoribosylformylglycinamidine cyclo-ligase. Gene Ontology annotation, cellular component: cytosol. Lineage: Eukaryota; Viridiplantae; Streptophyta; Magnoliopsida; Poales; Poaceae. The transcript has 8 exons. Gene Ontology annotation, biological process: 'de novo' IMP biosynthetic process; adenine biosynthetic process. Gene Ontology annotation, molecular function: phosphoribosylformylglycinamidine cyclo-ligase activity; phosphoribosylamine-glycine ligase activity. The record is from RefSeq and is marked provisional. Bases 56 to 1219 code for a protein of 387 amino acids.